This is a messenger RNA of Halichondria panicea, 1644 nucleotides long. RefSeq names its product UDP-glucuronosyltransferase 1A7-like. The record is from RefSeq and is a predicted model, not a curated record. The coding region runs from base 25 to 1581 and encodes 518 amino acids. Gene Ontology annotation, molecular function: UDP-glycosyltransferase activity. Lineage: Eukaryota; Metazoa; Porifera; Demospongiae; Suberitida; Halichondriidae. The transcript has a single exon.
GGGUAGAUAGAAGUGGAAUAGGUCAUGAUGAACUCUGCAGUGUGUCUAGUUGCUCUAAUACUUCUUGGUUGCAGCCUGGCUGAACAAGAAGGGCAGUUGAACAUUCUUAUAGUGCCCAUACCGUUUGCUGGACACCUCUAUCCUGUAUCUGCCUUGGGAGAGCAACUUGUGAGGAAUGGACACAAUGUUACCAUUUGUACGCCUGUUGUCAACAACACUAACCUACAAAGCAAAACUGCCCAAAGAGCAGGCAUGAAUUUAUGGAAUGCUGGAAACGAUGUCUUUGAUACGGAAAAAAUUGCAGAGCUAUCGAGAAAAACUUCUAACCAAUCUUUCCUAGAGAGUGUCUUCAAUCGUGAUAAAUCUGAAAAUGAUGAAACUAAGAAACUUUUACAACGAUUAAACUUGCUUCUCAACAAUUCAAAUAUUCAGAAAUUUGAUAUGAUAAUCGUCGAUAUUUGGCUGUCUCCUCUUGUGGCAUGCAUCAGCAAAAACUUCAAAGUUCCCUUCAUUGUUGUCUCCCCCGGUCUUCUCUGGCACCCCUCACUCCUCCCCACAUGGCCCUUUCCUCUACUAGGGACCAGCUUGAGUAUGGACUUAACUCUAUUCCAACGAAUACUGAUUUAUGUGUAUAGGCCCAUUCUUUCGUUCUUUCUGAGUCGGAUACUUGAUACCUCUAUACCUGAACUACAAUGUGGUGCCGACAUGAACUAUUUGCUCGAGCCGUUCGGUCACCAUGUUCCUCUUUUCAUAACGAGUGUAAUUGGAUUUGAGUACCCUCGGGAUAUUUCCUCGCUGACAAGUUACGUAGGUCCACUACUGACCAAGAAUCCUGAGCCAAUUCAAUUUGAUCUUACCAACUGGCUGAGUCAGAAGCCUGACAACAGUGUUGUGUAUGUCAGCAUGGGUUCUGUGAUUUACCUGACUAGAGAAAUGGGUGAAGCUAUCUUGAAUGGAGUAUUGGACACGGGUAUGAGUCUGGUGUGGAGUCUAAGGGAACAGAACAGGGACAUUCUAGACGGAAUCGUUUUGAACGAAAAGAGAGUAUUUCUAGUGAAAUGGGCUCCCCAAUUGUCAGUAUUUGCUCACAAAGCUACAGGAGCGGCAGUCUUACACGGUGGACUCGGUGGAUUACAAGAAGCACUUGCUAACAGUGUACCUGUAGUGGUGGUUCCCAUAGCAAACGAUCACGGUGACGAUGCGGCUCGAGUGGAAUUUUUCAAUUUAGGAGUCUCCAUUCAAUCUAACAAAUUAACAGCCGAAAAAAUAACCGAGAGUCUAAAAACCGUAACAACUGAUGCAUCCUAUGGAGAGUCUAUCGCCAGACUGAGAGGGAGGUACACUUUUGCUGGAGGUGUAGAGAGAGCUGCGGAACUUGUCGAACAUUAUUCUAUUGUUGGCUACGAUCAUCUCAUCCCAGCCUAUGCCAAGUAUAAAUGGAGCUGGAUUGCUUACUACAAUGUUGAUGUCAAGAUUACGCUGUUGUUCUUGGUUUGUGUGUGUAUGUAUGCGUUGUGUAGGUGCUGUAAAUGUUGCUGUAAUUAUUGUUUCUGUGAACGCAAAAAGGCUAAGAAGGACUGAUAUUUAAUACUGUGACUAUAUAAUUAUCAAUUUGUAUAAUCAAACAAAAGUAAUUUACCCCUC